UCCUUCCCUCCCUCCCUCCCUCCCUCCUUCCUUCCUUCCUUCCUUCCUCAGAUUGCUUCAUCCUCUUUCCCUUCUUGGGUUGCGCUUGCUUACAUCCGCUAUCAUAUCUUAAUGAGGCCAUGAUGAUUCCUUACGUGGGCAGCUUUUAUUACUUAGAAGGCACUUGACAUUCAUGAUCUCCAUUCAACCUAGGUCAGAGGAUGGAGCAGGAAUCCCCUCUUGGGUUCCCUAAGGCAGAUUGGCUUUCUCAUGAAUAUAGGUGGCCCAGCAUGUUGGGCACGGUCACACGUGUGGCCUUUGGGGUGCACUGAGUCCCUUGAGGCCUCCGAGGGGCCAGACUGAAGGCUGCUGGCGAUCCCUGGUGGGGAAAUUGCAGCAUUAGAUGCUAGGGGUUAGCAUAGGCUAAUCUUUAGCUUGUCUAAUUACCGUAUAUAUGUUUAAUUUUCCAUACCCCUUUUAGGGUAGUUAGUUGUCUUUGAUUGAAUUAUAUACAACAGAUUUUGAUUACCUUCUCAUGUCCACCUUUCACUGUGUUUGAACUUUCCUUGCAAGGACGUGGGGAUGCAAUAGAAAGUUUACACAGUUAGGUUUAAAUUCCUUAGGGAAUGACUUAAGAAAGCUGCUGACCAAAGGGCUAGUGAAUCUUGACCGCUGAUGAAUAUCUUUGCCCUCAGUUCCUGCUUCCUGAGCUUCACACCGGCAUCCCCUAAAGUAGCUUUUAGAGAACGUGGACCCUAGCAGGACUGACCAGAGAGAAAAGCAGCUAACAUUUCUUGAUGCCUCGCCACCUGUCAGGCGCUAUGACAGAGUGAUGGCGUUCGUGACCGCAGAGAGGGUGUCCUUGUCCCCAUCUUACAGCUGAGGGUGGGGAGGCUCAGAGAGGUGGUCAUUGCCUUCUGAAGAGCCUUGAAGGGCAGGCUCUGUCCAGGAGUAUUGAUUUAUGGUGUAGUGUGUGCCUGGGGCUGUGCAGAAGAACCUCAUCUCCCGGGGAACCCCGACCCACGCAGGAGAUGUAUGUGAAAUCAUGCUCCUCUGGCAUCCCGAAUCCUCCUACAAAGCACUGUCAGGCCAAUGCUGUCCCGCUUCCUCUCCCCCUCCUUUAUGUGAAAAGUGCCCCUGAGCUGAUGCUUUUGGCUGGGAACACAUUGCACUCACACACAUUCCCACAGAGGAGUUUGUCAGCCCAGAGGCAGCUCUAGUGGCCUAGCUGCUCCAGCAAGGAGCCUUCAGUCACCUCCAGGUUCUCAGUCCAGCCUGCCUCUAGCUGUGGCACCUUUUGGGGGCCCAGGUCCUCAAACUGUGGGUGGGGCAGGUGUGGGUCCACCUGUACACUUUGCUUACCCUGUGCUCAGCUUCCCCUGCACGCUGCUGCAGCCUUUGCUCCGAGCUUUGAUUUGUGAACUUCUCAAGAGGGAGAAUAAACAACUUUAGAGUUGUUCAGAUACUCGCCAAAGGCCUCUUCUCUUGAUGUGUUUCUAAAAUGCCUCUCCAUCUUUCUCCCUUCUCAGCCCUAUGUACGUUAGCUUGUGGACUUGUUUGUUCUUCCCACCCCCUGGCCCCAGAGGAACACUCCACUUGUCUGCAUAGCUGGCUUCAGGUUUACUCGGGAGAGAAGCGUGGUGCAGUAUGCCGUGGAACCACACAAAUGUGAACUCGUCUUCCUCAGCCCUAGCUCCAGCACAGGACUUGGCACAUGGUGGGCACUGACAAUGGGUGCCAGGCAGAUGUGCCAGAGAGAAGGAAGUCUCCUGUGGGGAGAGGUGCCACCUCGCAGUGUCGGCAUGGGCCCUGCUGUUGGAAUGCACGGUGAAGGGGCCCAAGAUAAGUGGUCUCCCCGCUUACAGGUAUACUGUACCCUUCAGGGCACUUCAGAACCAACAGGCAAGAUACACAAAGACAGCUUACAAGAUCGGUGUGGAUUUUGAUCCGCAGCAGCCUUGCGUGUCUGUUUUGGCAGAGAAUUCUGCAGACUUGAGGAAGAGGGACGCUUGCAUUACAUUUUGGCUUCUUGUCAUUUGCUUAGUGUUUCUAAUUGUACUUGCUUAGUCCACAUCAAUGUACACAGUUUGAAUAAAUGUUAAGACAUUACAUGUGUCAGUGUGAAAGUUUCCUUCAUGAAGUGUAAUACCUUGGUGAAUUCAGCUGUGCAGCUUACUGAAUACUUUCACUGUACCAAAGCAAGUAAGCACUUAGUGGCAAGGUAUGGAAACCGCGCUGGCAGAAAAUGUGGAGCUUGAGAACAAAACAAAAACAACAACAGAAAAGAAAAUGUGGAGCUCGAGACUGGGCAAGUCCUGAGAGAAGGAAUGUCGUAGUCUUUGUGGUCCACCCUCGCCAGCAUCACUGAAGAGUUCUGCGAUCAGCCUUUUCUCUGGGCUGCCCAUAUGGUGAGGAUCACAACUACUUCGGAAAGCCUUAAUGCAGUGAGAUUUGGAACCUGGAGUGGUGGGAACCACAUUGUGUGGAGAGUGGCUGAAGCUCAAGCUUGAUCACAUGUGUGGGCCAGAGCAAGGCCGGCCUGAAGAACACAGAGCGCAUGAGGCAAGUCACAGGAAUAGGCCGCUAGGUGGAGGACUUUCAUGUGACAUUCAACAUCCCAAGUGUAUACGUAACUGCGCUGCAGCCUUUGGGGCCUUCCCUCCUUUUGCACCCCCCCUUCCUCCUUCCUUCUCCCAUCGGGAGGGAGGGCUCCAUCUGGCCUGAGUUUUCCAUAUUCUGACUCUUGUCCUCUUUUCUCCAUCCUCGCACCGUCCUCACCCUGGGCGCUACGAGAGCCUCGAGGGACGCGGCCAAGUUGCAGCACUUGGUUGCCAAAGGAAGGUGUGUGUGGUUACUGCAAUGAACAGCAGAAGCAGAGCAGCAAACAGGAUCAUCUAAGGUGAAGGAGAAGUUAUGGCAUCUGGCCUGUCCCAACCAAGAAGAGGCUCGAUGCCUUUUGGACCUAUUUGCACUUUGAAGAGAACGUGUUCUUCACUGUCAGGGCACACUUACAGAAUAGCAGACUUGUAGGCAUGUUAUAACAAAAGUCAGAAAUCAAUUCAUAGCCUGUGACUAUGCUCACGCUGCCUGUCCCAUGGCUAGCCUUGACUGUCCAGGCCCAGAUGUUCCCCCUUAACCAUGUGUGGGUCCAACUGACUGUGUCUGGCUUGUGCUUUAAAAAUACUCACUAAUUCCAACUUGCUUCAAGGGCUUUAAGAUCAUCAUAUUUGGGGGAAGAGUGGCCCAAGCAAGGACACGAUCAACUCUACCUACUCUUCUCAGACCCCCUCCCUCCCAGAAUAUUCCUGUAUGAACCUGCCUGGCAGUAUGACAUCAUUCUUGUACUCCGUGUAACCAGUCGUGUAAGAACCUGCUAUCAGCUUUGUACUUCCACUCGCAAACCAUAUUUACACUGAACUCAAACCCGACUCUCUUUUGGUGAUCUGAAACUCCGCGUUCCCCAGCCUGCUUGCGUAAUGAAAUAAAAGUUGCCUUCUACCCCCUCAGUGCAGAGUCUUCCGUUUGGAUUGAUACUGGUUUUGCUGCUACACACUUGCGUGUGUUAUUCAGGCCAUUUACUGAGUAACUGGAAAACUUGCUAGCUUUGACUGAACCUAGCACAGAGGUCUGAAAUAGGUCUGGGCUGCUGUGCAGGCUGCGCUGCCACUUGGGCCAUAUGGGUCAGUGGGUCCAGCGGUGCUUGGAGUGGCAGUGGCAGAGAGGAAUGCCGUUUGGAUCAUGUAGCAGGCCCCAAAGGUGAGUUAUAAUAUGUAUCCUUAGGAUUUUGGAAGAAGGCCAGAAGAACAAACCUCAGUCAGUCUUCAUCUUCCUUUGAGGGUGGGCAAGGAGCAUGGACUUCCUCGAGCGGAUGUUGGACUCGGAGACUCUCACUGAUUGCUCCCCUCAGCAGCCCUCCUGUCUUGCACUGGCCGUUUCACCAACAGUUCCCAUGUGCGCCUCCGGCCUUUGGAUUGAGACUGGGGCCAAAAGUCUGAGCUGCAGGUCAGUUUUCUACGAGGGAACAACCUGUUCCAGGUGAGCGAGGGCAGGCAAGGACGUGCACGAAGGGCCAGCACGGGGCCUCGGAAGGGACCUCGAGAAAGAGCUGGCUCACGCCCUCCCCAAAGGCAAGUGAGACACAAAGAGCCCUUCCAGGGCCGGCGUGGGAGAAGGGCACACUCGGGGUCCCUGCUGGUGUCUCCAGGGAAGGAGGGCCCCCUGCGCAAGGAGAGAAGCCAGGAGCACAAGACCACGAUCCUCAUUUUCUCUGGCAUGCGAGUCCCAGCCCUGCACAGGCGCAGCAGAACAAGCACCAGGAGCACUAGAAGUAGCGCCAGCAGCAGCACAAGCAGCAGCAGCAGCAGCAGCAGAGGCAGGAGCAGAAGUAGCAGCAGCAGCUCCAGUACCAGCAGCAGCUCCAGUUCCAGCAGCUCCAGUUCCAGCAGCAGCUCCAGUACCAACAGUAGCGGCACCAGCACCAGCGCCAGAAGCAGUGGUAUGAGACCACACAACCUGGCAGCCUCCAGAGAUGAAGAUAAGCAGCAGGGCCAUGCAAAAGCCUGCCCAGUGACCAUCACAUUCCUGUAUCGCCCAGACCGGGCACAGGGCCCUGGCACUCAAGGGGAGCAGUGGGCUCCAUCCGGUCCAGCAGGUGCCAUGACCCCCACAGCCAGAACUCUGAGCAUAGAGGCCCAGAACAUGGGCUGGGGGCCGCAGGCUGCCACUUGCCCCAUGGGCACUGCCUUCCCACACAGUUUGCAGAGCCCUGGCCAAGGUGUCUCCCUCGAGCCAGGCUGGGAAGGGGUGGCCACGUGCUCCACAGGCCCUGAGCAGGGGCUGCACCACACACCAUCCAUAGCCCAGAAGAAAAGGAAGUUCCAGGCGCCAGGCUUGGAGAAGGGCCUGGCAGUGCCUCGGUCUGCCAUGCGGCUGGAGGCCAUCAGCAAGUGCCAAAGGGCUGACUCUGCACCCCAGGUCAACUACAGUGACCUGGAGGACUCUGAGGAGGAGGCCUCCCCAAUUCUAUCCCUGUCCAUUUCCUGGUCCCUGGGCAGGAAGGGACCCCACAAGAGGCUGCAGCCUGACCGCACUCAUGCCACCCGAGACCGUGCCAACCAGAAACUGGUGGACUUCAUUGUGAAGACCAAGGGGGCUGACGGCCACCUCCUGGACAUUGUGCAGGGCAAGAAGACGUCCCAUUGGCUGGCGGCCUUCUUGCGUGAAGACAGGUACACACCAUGCAGGGAGACGUACCUGGAUGAUGACCACCAGCUGGAGGUGGUGGCCCGACACCUACAGGGAGUCUACAGUCGCACAGAGAACCCCAUGGUGCCUCUGCUCAGAGUGGACAAGGUGAGACUGGUGCGGGAGGUUCUGCUGCCAGAAGCCGUGAUCUGCGCCAUCGCUGCCUUGGAGGGCCUGGACUUCCAGGGCGCGGAAGCGAAGUUUCUGCGAGGGCCCCAGGUGAGACCUCGUGAGACAGAGCUGUUCGACAGGAAGAUCUGGAGGAAGAAGAGAAAGAGAUCUGCUGACAGCAGAGAGCUGCUCAGGGCCCAUCCCAGGCCCGCACCCUAGCAAGGAGCCAGCUCCUCUCCUCAGUCCAUUUUCAGACAGCUGUGUUCACAAUAAAAUCCUUGCAGUCUU
This is a messenger RNA of Chinchilla lanigera (long-tailed chinchilla), 5622 nucleotides long. Its product is annotated as rho GTPase-activating protein 33-like. The record is from RefSeq and is a predicted model, not a curated record. Lineage: Eukaryota; Metazoa; Chordata; Mammalia; Rodentia; Chinchillidae.